Molecule: messenger RNA, 968 nt
Organism: Pocillopora meandrina
Lineage: Eukaryota; Metazoa; Cnidaria; Anthozoa; Scleractinia; Pocilloporidae
Source: the annotation of a GenBank genome assembly
AUGGAGGAGAUCAAACAGAGCCAGACAAAGGUAGAUUGCAUCGAAAAUGAGAUUGAGGAGAUGCGACGGAGACGGGAUGAAAUAAAAGAAGACUUGAAACGCCUUGAUGAGAUCGGCCAAAGACGAGAUCUCGAGGAUAAAAAAUGGAGAGAAAAAAUGGACAAGAAAAACAAGAAACUCGCAAAUGCACUGGAGAAGAUAAGAGCCAAACGACACAAAUAUCAAGAAGAGACGGGUGCUGAAAAUGACUCAACAGAGGGGCAUGAUCAACAGGAUAAGAAUUCAAGUGAAAGUCCGGAAAGUGAGAAAAGCAAAAAUGUCACCAUAGGAAACGAAACCGUUAGAAACGAAGACGUUGGAAACGAAGUGUUACGUGAGCCUCACCAGAUCAUAGAGUACAAAAGUGUAAAACAGCUGGAAAAAAAGCGGAAAGAAGUAAAGCAGUUGAAGAGACUGGAAAAGAAUGCGAUUAAAAGAGAGAAGUUAGAACAAAGACAGCUCAAGAAGAUCGAAAAACACAAACUUGAGAAACUCUCAGCUAAGAGUUUAAAGGUUUCUGAAGAAACUGCAGGAGUUGCUGAGUGUAUAAACAAGGCCAUGGAGACUACGAAUACAACGGCGAAAGAGAAAAAUGAUGAGACCCCGAAAGUAAAUAGAAUUAAACCAUACGUCGUCACCUCUUCAGAUAUUGCAGAGUCCAGGCAAGUCCAAGCACUCUACUAUUCUGGAUUAAUUACGAAUGGUACAAAGAACAAGAUGGAAGAAAAUGUUUUCAGAGAAGAAAAGUUGGACUGUAGCUCUUUCACUGAGUCCAGCGGAUACGAAUGGAAAAUGGCUGAGCUGGACGAAAAAUCCAGACGGCUCAAGGCACAGUUUGCGGAGGAAAACAGACAGGCUGUCGAAUCUACGAACAAGACAAUGCAAGAGAUCAAGCAGAGCCAGGCAAGGGAAGAUUGCAUCACAAAUGA